Molecule: messenger RNA, 813 nt
Organism: Vicia faba (fava bean)
Lineage: Eukaryota; Viridiplantae; Streptophyta; Magnoliopsida; Fabales; Fabaceae
Source: the annotation of a GenBank genome assembly
AUGGAUGCUCUUCUUCGUUGCAUGAUUUUUCUUGUAUUAUUCCAUGCUCUUCUGGUAAAUCCUUGUUAUUGCUUCAAAAGGAAUUCAUUUAAUGUUUCUCAUCUUGAAAAUAAGGAAGAAGAUAAUAAAUGGCGAACGGGAAAAGCUACACAUUAUGGGCCUCCAAAGGGUGCUGGAUCAACAGGAGGGGCAUGUGGAUAUGGUGAUACCGUAGAAAAACAUCCGUUUAAUAAAAUGAUAUCGGCUGGUGGUGGAUCUAUUUACCGUAACGGAAAAGGUUGUGGUUCUUGUUAUAAGGUGAAAUGCACAGAGAAUAAAGAAUGUUCAGGAAAAUCUGUGAGAGUGGUUAUAAGUGAUGAAUGUGGAGGAUGUGGUGAGGGUCAUUUCGAUCUAAGUUGCACUUCCUUUGAAAGCCUUGCAAAAAAAGGCCAAGACCAUGGUAAAAAUCUUAUAGAUGCUGGAAUGAUUAAGAUUGAGUACAAGAGGAUUGCAUGCAAUUUUUGGAGGACAAUAGCCUUUGAAACUGAUAAGGGAGCCAACCCAUUUCAUUUUAUUGUUCAAAUACAAUACCAAAAUGGAUAUGGUGACAUUGAAAAAGUUGAAUUGAAGGAACAGGGAUCAAAAAAAUGGCAUCCAAUGCAACAUUCUUGGGGUGCAAGAUGGUUUUUGAGUAUUGGUAAAGAGUUGAAUCCUCCAUAUUCUAUUAGACUCACACAAACUGGAAAUGGAAAAUCCAAGACCAUUAAAGCUCGUAAAGUCAUUCCAAAAAGUUGGAAACCAGGCAAAGUUUAUUGGUCACAGUCUAAUUUAUAG